AUGAACUCUAACCUUCCCAGCGGAUUGAAAUACAUAUGCGACCCUCUUGAAUUGAAAGGUUUUUUUUCAGAAGGGGAGGUGCUUAGACAAGACAUUGAGUUUGUCUCUGUUUUGACCAGUAUAGACUUCAACCCAAAGUCUAGGUGUUUAUUCCAAUUCAGCAAUUUCAGGCCUGGCGAAAGCGUAUCUCCUGAUUACACUUGUAAAAUAACAUGCAACAAUGUGGAGACCUUGAACCUCACGAAGCUAACUCUCUCGCUUGUAUCGCAGCAGUUCGAUCUAGAUUUCCCAGAUUUGAAUGAUGCCGAAGGUUUCUAUAUGAAAGAUAUACACCUAGAGAAGCUUUGUUUCGUGUGCUGUAAAGGGACUUUUGUUACAUGCGACAACAAAGGCGGUAUUUUUCUGCAGGGCUUGCGCAUCAUUGAUAUACACUCUUCACUGUUCGACCCCACAAAACGAGAUGAGAGGUCAUCAAUCAGCGAAACUGUGCGAGUUAUAUUCGACAAUCUUGUAAAACUUAACGAUAACUCCAAGGCCCAGUUCAAAUUCGUCAAACUUCAGAACUACGAUACCGCUAUGAGAAAAUACAUCCAAUCUAGACAAGAAAGCAUGCUAUCGCUAAAAGAAAAAAAUCCUCUAUUUGGACUCUUGAAGCCCCGAGCUGAUCAUGAUUCACAAAAUGAUUUUGAUUCACAGCUGCCCGACCCUGACUCCAACCUAGAUAACGCGAUUUUUUAUGGUCAUCGUAUACCAAGUGAAAGCCUUGAUUCGCAAACUCCAAACCUAGUUUCAAGUGAGAUAAUCGAAGAAGGACAGAGCCCAUCUGUUGCUGGAGCAGCCGGUACUCCAGCAGCUCUAUCAGGCUCAAACAAACCAUCAUCUUAUCAAGGAUCCGGUUCGCUAUCCAUUUCACAGAUAAGCCCUCCAAGAGAGACAGAGUACGUUCGCUUAAGCCGAGAUUUUGAAACCAGUGCGAUUGAAUCGAACAAGCGCUCAGCAGUUGUCACUUCUGACCAAGAAAUUCGAGAUGAUUCUUCUCUUGAUGACGAUAUUCUGGAAUUUUCGCUCAGCACACAUUCUGUGGACAAGAACGAACUUUCACAAACCUCGAGGGGUAGUCAGCCAACUUCCAAGCGGCAGAGAAUACAGAUGUUAGGAAACAUUAGUCAAAAAGAUCCAAAUUCUUAUAUGUUUCAUGCCUCGUUAGACGAACCUUUGAUUAUAAGUGGCGUAGUCUUUGGGCUUCGUAUAAAUGACGCUGCGUCAAGUCCUAGUAUUGCGCUCUAUAUUCACGCAGGCAGCCUUCAAAAUGAAAGUGUUUCCGCAAAUCUUUAUCCGUACAAGAAUUGCACCGAGGUCCUGGCAUAUGCAAGCGAUAGCAUUGAGCUAAACUCGAAGCUUUUUCCAGCCGAGAAUUCUGCAGAAAUGCUUGAAGCACUGCGGUGGUACGUCGAAGAUAAAAAGGUUGAGCUCAAAGUCAAAAAGUCGUCCAUACUCCUGGCCGACGGGUAUUUCACCUUUGCGUGGACCCUCGUUUCAGUAAAGACUGCGGGUGACGCCCCGAAAUUGAGCACAUCUCAGACAAGCCAUACUCCGCGAUCCAGUCAGAUUGUAGGUUCAAGUCAGGAAGCCUCGCAAGACUCUCUGGAUCCCUUGAAAACCUUUGGUGAAAUCUCCAUAUCAGGCAACGAGGUUGAAUUCAUCAGAACGUUUGCUCUCCUCGUGAGCGCAAAGACAUUUGGCUCCAAAAUGCACAAGUUCGUUUUCACUGACUUCACGUCACACCCCAAGAAUAAGCUGUCCGCAUUUGAUUCUUUCCUAGGAUCUUACACGAAUCGCCUGCCCCAAGACAUGGCGUUCCCUUUCGUGAUAUACAAUGACCAUUUCCGCGAGUUUACCACUCGACUGCAAAGGCACACGGGAUACAAUUUCAAUCAGCUUUACAGCGGGAACGAUAACAACCUCUCGAACCGAGGGAUCGUGUGCAGGUUGUCGUUAAAGGUCAAACUCUACUCCGGUGGCAUCGACGGAAUUAUCAGAAGGUGCGAGCCGAUCGUGGUAACGAAACGUCUGCCAAAAGAUGAGGAAAGGCACAUCACCGAAUUCUACGACCGGGCGAUCCGCGAGAUCCCCCAGAUUGUGCUUCUUAACAACUUCGACAGCUACAAAACUUUUUUUCCCAUCGCGAUGUUCCGAGGUCUUGUCGUACUCGACACCAGCGACGCCCAGAACCAGCAUCGCACGCCGCCGUCGUCACAGCCGGCCCUGGGCGCUCUCCAGCCUCUGCCCCAGAGGCCACCUCCAAAGCUCCACAUUGAGCUUGAGCAUUUCACUGUCAACCGCCACAUGGAAAUACCGGUUCUGUACGGCUUAGACGCCACUGACAGCUCUCAUCUCUUCGAGCUCAGGGCCAAAGUCGUGGCGGCUAUUCGCACGGGCGAACUGUUGGCCUUCUAUGUCACUAACGACUGGAUUUCACAGGACAUGCUGGAUCCAACGCGAGUGCUGCGUGUUGAGAUACCCGGCCGCUCCAACAUGGACUACUUUUUUGGGACUUACGCUAGCCAAGAAACGCGCCCAGACCUCGCGGCACGUGACGCUCAACUCGGGACCAUGAUCGGCGAAACGUUCACGUUCCGCCUGGUUACUUUUGCUGUUCCUGUGAGCCCCAGCAGAUUUCUACGCACCUGGUGUCCUGUAGAAUGCACGAUCCAAGAACUAAGUUACGAACUGGCAGCUCGACGGGGUCAAGCCGCUGCUAGGGUCAAGCUUGAAGAUUCCUAG
Messenger RNA from Lachancea thermotolerans CBS 6340, 2784 nucleotides. RefSeq names its product telomere-binding protein CDC13 (gene CDC13). Gene Ontology annotation, biological process: telomere maintenance. NCBI's taxonomy places the organism in Eukaryota, Fungi, Ascomycota, Saccharomycetes, Saccharomycetales, Saccharomycetaceae. The coding region runs from base 1 to 2784 and encodes 927 amino acids. The transcript has a single exon. Gene Ontology annotation, molecular function: DNA binding. Gene Ontology annotation, cellular component: chromosome, telomeric region. The record is from RefSeq and is a predicted model, not a curated record.